GAACGUUUAUACCAUGAAAUGUGCGUAUAAAUAAAAAUUACAAGUCACUUCGCAACGUGCGGUUUAUAAAAUCAGGAGACGCGGCGAUCGUUGCGAGGUUUCAGAACAGUUGUACGACAACAAAAGUGUAACCUAGAGCAUAAACCAGUAUUUCACAGAUAUAAAACGUAAAACUGAAAGAUCGGAAGGCUUAGAGAUAAAACUGGAACGCGUUCCGUAUCGUCAGUUCGGUCCUCGUGCGCUGACAGUGUGUAGAAUCGGCAACUGUCCAUCGUGAAGUGAAAACCGUCGAUUGUUUUGACAUUUUCUGGAAUCUUAGACGGAGAAAAAUAUCUGACAGAUGAACACGAUCCACCCCGAACAAUCUAUUUUAGCAAAUACUAUCGACAGACUCCAAAGUCCACAUAUCGUUCCCCGGUUGAAUGCACAUCGAGUCGUAUCAUAGUAUUCUACCAACUGCCGGUGGAAGUUUAAACUAAUACUACUAUCGAACCAAUCAAGCGGUCUAGAGAAAUUCUCUGUCUUCAUUGGCAGAGGGAAAGCUUGAUUGGAAUCUUUGGGACUGCCAAUUAAAGUGCACAAAGUCAACCUCGAUGGAAAUGACUAGACUGCAGACUUCUAUGCAAAAUAAAGUCUUGGCACAGUUCACAGAGACUGGAGCUUUACGAAAAUAAUGAAACAAGACGGAGGAAAAAUGAAGAUAGUGAACAAUAUACUUCACGGUCCGCCAUAUCAACCCAGCCCUGAUAUUUCAAUCCAAGAACACUUACACAAUGUUGUUCGUAAAAAUCUCGAUGCCACUGCGUUGGUAGACAUCGAGACUGGGUUAUCCUACACGUACAGAUAUAUUUUCGAAGCAAGCGUGAAGCUCACUUACGCUUUAAAAAGUUACGGAAUCGAUCCGGAUGACAGAAUCUCCAUUGCUAGCGAGAAUCAUCCGAAUUAUCCGAUAGUGAUGUGGGCGGUUUUCAAUACUAAAGCUGUGUUCGCACCCUUGAAUCCGGCUUACACAGAAGUGGAAUACAAACACAUGUUGGGAAUCUAUGAACCGCGACUGAUAUUCGUAUCGCGGAAAUGCGAGCCGCUUAUGACGAAAAUCGCGUCCACUGUCCUUUGGAAGAUGUCGUUGAUACAGUUGGACGAUGAAGCAAUUAACAAGGACAUCCCAACUCUAAAACAACUUCUGGAGAAAUAUGAUGGCUUGAUAGAUCCGUACAGCUUCGUGCCGACACCGAACACCGACAACAGCAAGAAAAUGGCGGUCAUUAUAUGUUCGAGCGGGACAACAGGUUUCCCGAAAGGCGUAACACUGUCUCAUCGGAAUUUAAUAAUUUUCAUGAAUAAAUUCAUACAACCUGAAUUGUUUGAUUAUCGAAAAGGCGACCGAAUGUUGAACUUUCUGCCACUGUUCCAUGGAUAUUCAUUAAGUUUGGUGUUUAUGACAAUGACUACCUCAGCAACUAUAUAUAUAAUGCGAAGGUUUAAUAUAGACAUAGUUUUGCAGUCAAUCGAGAAAUAUAGACUCACUCAUUUGCCGUUGGUGCCUCCAGUUCUGGUGCUUUUCGGGAAGCAUCCAGGAUUAAGUAAGUACGACUUCAGCAGCGUUAGAGAAAUUCUAUGUGGAGCAGCACCACUUCCAAAGGACAUAGCGGAUGAGGUGACGAGGCGAUUGGGAUGCAGAGGGAUCCGUAACGGUUACGGUAUGACAGAAUUAACGAUUGUCACGAACCUGAGCAGGAAGGACUGCGAUAAAUAUGACGGAAACGUGGGUCCCGUGAUACCCGGCAUGCUCUGCAAGACAGUGGAUCCAGAUACGGGCGAGACACUGCCACCAGGUCAGGUCGGUGAAAUUUGUAUGAAAUCUGAUCAGGUGAUGCUCGGCUACUUCAGAAACCCGAAAGCCACCGCGGAAACAAUUGACAAGGACCAGUGGCUGCACACCGGUGAUCUGGGAUAUUUUAACACGGACGGGAUAUUGUACAUCUCGGGACGUCUGAAGGAAGUUAUCAAAUACAAGGGCUUCCAAGUAUCGCCGUCCGAGAUUGAAACACUGAUACAAUCGCACCCCGACGUUAAAGACGCAGCGAUCAUCGGGAAACCGGACGAAGAAUGUGGAGAGGUGCCAAUGGCUUUCGUCGUGCGAAAAUCGGACAGCAAAGUAUCGUCCGAGGACAUUUCCAAUUUCAUCAAAAAAAACCUGUCGCCGCAGAAAUGGUUGAGGGGAGGUGUACAUUUCAUUGAAGCCAUACCCAAAACUCCGUCGGGUAAGAUCGUGCGACGAGAGUUGCAUAGUAUGAUAUCUAAAUUAUAAAAUAAUUGUAUAAUUUUUAUCAUUUCGAUGUGCGUUCAAUUGAAGCAUUUUUGUGUAUAUUUAUAUUACGUGAGAAUAAAUGGAUAGUUACAUUUU
Nomia melanderi (Alkali bee) is the source of this 2407-nucleotide messenger RNA. RefSeq lists its product as uncharacterized. Gene Ontology annotation, molecular function: CoA-ligase activity. Lineage: Eukaryota; Metazoa; Arthropoda; Insecta; Hymenoptera; Halictidae. The record is from RefSeq and is a predicted model, not a curated record.